Anarrhichthys ocellatus (wolf-eel) is the source of this 2726-nucleotide messenger RNA. It is a transcript of the gene tollip, whose product is annotated as toll interacting protein. Gene Ontology annotation, cellular component: cytoplasm. Lineage: Eukaryota; Metazoa; Chordata; Actinopteri; Perciformes; Anarhichadidae. The record is from RefSeq and is a predicted model, not a curated record. The transcript is spliced from 5 exons. Gene Ontology annotation, molecular function: ubiquitin binding; ubiquitin conjugating enzyme binding. Gene Ontology annotation, biological process: ubiquitin-dependent protein catabolic process. Bases 977 to 1783 code for a protein of 268 amino acids.
CAGAAAACAACUCGGCACCAUCUAGUGGACUGAAAAAGCAAAUUUUUUUUUUCUACUACCAAAAAGUUGAUAGUUCAUAUAAUAAAAGAUCGAUACUUGGCUUCCGUGUAUUGAUACUAUGCUGUAUCGAUUUUUUUCCCCCACCCUUAGUGUCCUGUAACUGUGCUUAUUCCAUUAUAGAUGUGUAGUCCCACCCUCAGAUCAGGUGUGAGCCCCUGGAUGUGUCCAGACACUUACACCACAUAUUUGGCCAAUUACCUUUUUUAAUCUCACCAAUUAAGACGUGGUGAUAUUUCAUCACGAAUUGCCUAUUAAAUGCAGGUGUCUGAAGACUGUCUGCUUGAAACAUAUCAGUUAUUUCUACAUGAAUAAAAGUAGGCCGCGUUUUUCAUAUGCAUAAUUUGCUGUACACGUUUCUGUCUUGCUGCAACAGGCUACAUGAAUGAUUGUGAUGAGUUAUUACUAGUUAGCAUUAACACAACAGACACACUUCCUGCUUUCUGCAAUCAGUACUCUGAUGUACUGACCUCAGGCCAGCAUGGAAAAACAAACGUGAGGCCAAGGUUGCUUUGUUUCAUCUUAAUAUCCUGCUGUAGCUUAAUCACCCAGUGAAAUAUAUAAUACAUUUUCCCAGUUCAGUCCUGAGUCCCUGUGUUAAUUGUUCAUCUAUCUUUUGCGAUAUGCCAAAUACACUGUGUGGCUCAUCGAGGACCUUGUACCCGUGAGUGGUUUGGACAGCUGAAGAUGUUUGUUGCCACUUGUUCAGGAUGUUUUCCUGAUGUAGUGUUCCCCACAGUUACUUCAGGUCAUGUCUUUAGGGAGGUUUAAACAGGUGUUUAAUGCUUUUAUUUAUUUAUUGUAGUCACAUGUAGCAUUUUCAGCCCUAAUUUCAUACGUGCAGUUAUCAAGGUACAUCGCGUUUGAACUGUUCCUCUGUCUCUUAGCAUUGUCAGUCUAAAUCCCUGUAUGUCUUUAUAUGUGCAUUCAGGUGUAUAUCGGGGAGCUUCCUCAGGAGUUCCUUCGGAUCACUCCCACACAGCUGCAGCAGCAGGUCCAGCUGGAUGCUCAGGCAGCCAGGCAGCUGCAGUUUGGAGGCUCAAUAGGCACCGUAGGGCGACUCAGCAUUACUGUGGUCCAGGCCAAGUUGGCUAAAAACUACGGUAUGACUCGGAUGGAUCCGUACUGUCGGAUUCGACUGGGCUACGCAGUCUACGAAACACCAACUGCUCACAACGGAGCCAAGAACCCGCGCUGGAACAAGGUGAUCCAGUGCACGAUACCUCCUGGGGUGGACUCCUUCUAUCUGGAGAUUUUUGAUGAGAGAGCGUUCUCCAUGGACGACAGGAUAGCGUGGACUCAUGUCACCAUCCCUGAAGGCUUGAGGGAGGGCAAUGUGGUGGACGAGUGGUUCAGCCUCAGUGGCAGGCAGGGCGACGACAAGGAGGGCAUGAUCAACCUAGUGAUGUCUUUUGCUUCUUUACCAGCAGGGAUGAUGACUCAGCCUGUGGUCCUAAUGCCCUCUGUGUAUCAGCAAGGAGUAGGAUAUGUGCCCAUUGCAGGAGUGCCGACAGUCUACAACCAGGGCAUGGUGCCCAUGACGAUGCCCGCAGCCGUGCCAGCUGUUGGGGGCCAGGGGCCCCUGUGCAGCGAGGAGGACCUGAAGGCUCUGCAGGACAUGUUCCCCAACUUGGAUAAAGAGGUGGUUCGCACUGUGCUGGACGCACAGCAGGGCAACAAGGAUGCUGCCAUUAACUCACUGCUGCAGAUGGCUGAGGAGCUCUAACUGCAGAACACAAGCUCACACAGACAUACCAACACACACACACACACACACGCAUGCGCACACACACACAUAUAAAACAGUUCUGAGACUGUCCACUCUUUGUACACACAGACACAAAGCUCGCCCACACACUGCAGCCAUAUCUGAGCUCCCUAGUAGAGAUGUUUCCUCUCCCUUUAUUGACUUGGUUUAGGAUGAUAUCAAUGGCAGAUGUAUUUGAGAAACUCACGUCAGGAUGAUUCAGGUUUAUAUCACAGUCUGUAUUCAUCCAGCUGAUCCCAGGGUUUGAGUUGCGCUGUUGUGAGUCAAGUUCAGAGUCCAUCUUCUGUUGAUGUUGAUGUUAUUUUUAAUUUUCUGUGUAGAACAUGUCUGUAGUAACCUGCAGUAACUUCUACUGUUUCAUAUGUUGCUGUAAAAUGUUCAGUGCAUUCCAGAUCUGAUGGAUUAUAAUUGAUGUAUUAAAUUAUAUAGAGUUCUAUAUGGUGACGAGUGUUGAGAAUGAACACAUGAACUGAACAGUGAUAUCAAAUUAUUUAUUUGCAAAGUUUUGAUCAAACCCAUUUUCAAUCAGUUGAGUAGGGUUAUGAAAUAAUUUUUAAAAUACUGUCCCUGUUUAAUGCUCAGCAGGAUGUGGUCUGUGGAGUGUUUGAGAUCUGCACAGGGACUUGGGUAAAGUGGACACCUGAAGAAUGGAUUUUGAGAGCUUGUUGAUGCUUCAUAGCUUGAUGUAAUGAACUGCAUUGUCUAACACCGAAAGCAGACAUGUUUAGUCUCCUUGCUUUUAAGUUUUUCUUUGACGCUUGUGGGUUACAAGGUCUUGAUUCUAAUGUGCUGUAUGCCAAAGGUUUCAUUGUAGAGAUGUCUUUUCACUUGUGAUUCCAAAACCACCAUCAUUUUAUUCUGUCAUGUGAUUUUCAAUUUAUUAAAUUAAUAAUUAAUGUCA